Messenger RNA from Fusarium venenatum, 1815 nucleotides. RefSeq names its product Ppx/GppA phosphatase family-domain-containing protein. The record is from RefSeq and is a predicted model, not a curated record. Gene Ontology annotation, biological process: regulation of transcription by RNA polymerase II. NCBI's taxonomy places the organism in Eukaryota, Fungi, Ascomycota, Sordariomycetes, Hypocreales, Nectriaceae.
AUGGAAUCUUCCGAUCUUGAUUUUGAGAUCAUUCAGGAAACACGUCCAACGUCCUUUUCCGCAGCCAGAGAUGAACGACCAACAAAGGAUGUCUCUCACCUGAGAGGUAUAGUAGACAUGGGGAGCAAUGGAAUCCGGUUUUCAGUCACAGAUCUAUCCCCGCCGUUUUCUCGUAUCCUCCCAACAAUCCAUGUUUACCGUGUUGAUAUCUCACUCUAUGAUGCCCAAUUUGACCCAGACACGGGCAAAAAGGUGCCAAUUCCUUCCAGUAUCAUUGGUGAGGUUAUCGCUGCAUUGAAUCGCUUCAAGAUUGUCUGCGCCGACCUUGAUGUUCCAGAACGUCAGAUUCAUGUGGUUGCCACGGAAGCAACUCGUGCUGCUCUCAAUUCUUCUGAAUUUAUCACAAAGAUCUAUCAAGAUACUGGGCUUUCUGUUGACUUGCUCCCCAAAGAAGACGAAGGUCGCAUCGGCUCUUUGGGUGUUGCAAGUGGCUUCUCUGACAUCAAGGGACUAAUGAUGGACCUCGGAGGUGGAAGCACACAAAUUACUUGGAUCAUUUCACAGGAUGGGAAUGUCAGAAUCAGCGAUCGAGGGUCCAUCAGCUUUCCAUAUGGGGCAGCAGCAUUAACUAAGACUCUGGAGGACUUGAAAAGGGGAAAGUCAAAAGAAGAAGCAGAAAAAGCCCGGGAGAGACUACAUGAUGAGAUGAAGAGCAAUUUCCAAGAUGCAUAUCAGAAGUUGAAGGUGCCGGAGAGCUUAGUAGCUGAAGCGAAGGCAAACGGUGGAUUUCCACUAUACCUGUCCGGCGGCGGGUUCAGAGGCUGGGGUUACUUGCUGCUGUCUAUCAGUCAGACCAGCAGUGUCCCUUACCCCAUAUCAAUCAUCAAUGGUUAUACGGUAGGUAAAGAAAGAUUUGAGAACACAAAAGCCCUGGAAGAAGUUGCUCGUACUGCACAUUCUAUCUUUAGGGUUUCCGACCGGAGAAGAAAGCAAGUUCCUGCUGUGGCCUUUCUGAUCAACGUUUUGUCUAAUGCGAUUCCCCAUGGUAUUCGUCUUGCGCACUUUUGUCAAGGUGGCGUGCGAGAAGGCCUUUUGUUCAAAGAGCUUGGGCCUAGUAUCAGAGCUCAAGACCCCCUGGAGGUUACUACACAGCGAGUCGCCCCGGAGUCGGCAGAGCUACUGUACAGACUUCUCGUGCUUUCUAUCCCGGAGCCUUCAAAGGGAGGAACUCGCCGAUUCCCAGAGUCCAUCAACAAGCAUAUUCUACGCGCAUUUGCAAACACUAUGUAUGUUCACACCAUCAUGGACAAGGAGUUAGCCUCCACAACCGCAAUGUACAGCACAAGCACCGGCCUUCUCGCCUAUACCCGUGGGGUGUCUCAUCAAGAUCGGGCAAGACUUGCCCUGAUGUUGGAGUCACGUUACAUGGGAGAACUGCCCCCACGAGAGUCACAAUUCAAGAAGGCGCUCCAAUCCAUAAUUACUCCUGAGGAGGUUUGGUGGGCUUCGUAUCUUGGGAGAGUCGGAUAUUUGCUCGGCCGCCUCUAUCCAGCGGGAAAGGUAGAUGAGAGAAAGCCACGUGUUAUUUUCUCGUCACAAUGGGCAUGGGACUUGGGACAUAAAAAGCAUGGAGAGGGGUUGCAGCUAACAAUUUCUAUUCAGAAGAUGAAGGACGAUCCUGCGAAAUUGAAAGAGGCAUUGAGUGAUCACGUGAACAUCGUGGAAAAAAUUGGUAAGAAGAAGAAUUGGGUCGGAGGACCGGAUGGUUGGGGGAUGAAAGUGAACGUCAAGGUUGUGGAGGAGGAUAUCUUGUAG